Pocillopora damicornis (cauliflower coral) is the source of this 810-nucleotide messenger RNA. RefSeq lists its product as uncharacterized. The record is from RefSeq and is a predicted model, not a curated record. NCBI's taxonomy places the organism in Eukaryota, Metazoa, Cnidaria, Anthozoa, Scleractinia, Pocilloporidae.
AUGUCGGCUUAUGCUUAUGUCACGGCGAUCACUAAAGAGAACUACAGUGUAGAAUUAAGUGAUGAUCACUAUGGUUCUGUGGCAGACAAGUUCGAUUACUUCUUUAAAGAAUUUCAUGAAGCAAAUAUUCCAAUUCUGAUAGAAUGUUUGGACUUGCAGCCACAUCACAUUAUAGCUGACAUUGGCAGUGGGACGGGGAUCAUCGCCGAAAAACUCUAUGAAAAGUGCGGACUGACCAAACCAAUUUGGUGCGUGGAUCCCAGCGUAGAAAUGCAAGAAAAAGCGUGGAAGCGAGAAGGAACCUACCCAGUUCUGAAAACUGCUGAAGAAUUUUUUUCUCAUCCCGAAAUCGCCCAUUGCUUUGAUAGAGUGAUAUCUAUUGGCGCCGCGCACCAUUUCGCAGAUCCUGUCGCCGUCUACAAAAGCAUCUUUCACUCUUUGCGCCCCGGAGGCAUAUUUAUCGAAGUGACCACAAUGGACACAGGUUAUCCAUGUUUCAAAAGUGCGAAAAAAGUCGAGAAAGCAGCGGUGGAGAUUGGCAUUCAAAAGCGAAAACUUAUCCGAAAGCUCGUUGCAGAUCCAAACGUACGUGUAUCAGAGAAGGAGUAUUGCUGCCCGAUGUCUCUGACAAAAUCCAAGUUGUAUGAGAUGUACCGACGUCGAUACAUGAGCAUGCUUCAUCAGUUGAAUGAUGAACAGAUUGCAGAAGGAAUCAGGGAGCUUGAGGAUGGGCCGUUGACGGAUGUUAAGAGUCAUGAUCACAUCAGCUUUACUCAAGUCAUCCACGUAACAAAAUUUGACCUGAACUGA